GUGUUGAGUUGUUGUUCGGUUUAAUAUUAUACCGUUCUGGUUAUAGAUUUCCAUGUGUAUGCUUUGUUAUCAUUUCAGAAGAAACCAGUGACUCCAAAGAGAUAUGGGAAAGCGGUGCUUUCAGCGGAAAGGUAACAUGUCUUCGCUUCUUCAUGUAGUAGGAAGAAGCAUGUCAGCAGCGAGGGUGUGGCGUCCGGUGUGCCCCAUCUUGCAGCGCCUCAGUCAACAACGAGCCACACCUCAUCUCAGUCCUUUUUCCUCAGCUAUGCCAUUGCAGAGCUCUCACCGCCAGCCCCACAUGAAUGAAGCGCAGGAGUUGAAGUGGCUUCACCCAGGCGAUGGCAGGGUAGAGGACAUGAUAGCCAUGAACAAACACGGCAUUUGGCGCCAGGGCGGAUAUUUUACCUUUCACUUGGAUCAACCAUUUGAGCCACAUCAGUAUCUUCAAGCUCUUACUCAUCUGCAUAAAAAGGUUCAGCUGUUGAGAACCUGUUUCCGCCCCCGUGACAAACAGUGGUGGCUGUGUGAGAUGCCAAUACCUUCCAUCGACUUCCAGGUUGUUGAAGGGUCAGAUCCAAGUAUGGAAACGCAGUCAUUGAUAAACAUGCCCACAAAUUUGACCGAUGGACCACUGUGGCGAGUUCGACUUCUAUCAUCUACCCCUGAAGCUCUUCCUCCUAGGCCAGAGAUAAACGAAAAAUUUCAAUAUCAGAACACAGUUCUAAUUGAUUUCCAACAUUCAGCCUUUGAUGGUGUUGAUAUCAUGAUGUUUAUUGUGUGGUUCCAUAAAGUCAUUGAUGACAUGCUCAGCGGAAAGCCCAUUGACGAUUCGCAAUUGGGUCAACUUGCAGACCACAGUCAGACAUCAGAAAUUACCCAACAAAUAAAAUUGGCUCUUGAAAAUGAUCCUGAACGGUUGAGUUCAUUACUUAAACUUAAAAAACAAGAGCCGGCCACUUCUGUCCUCAUUGAAGCUCUCGGAGCCCCAGAACCAUCUCAGGCACAGACAAAAUUCUUGGAAAAAGUUAUUCUGGAUGUCUCAGACGUCGAUAAGUUUCAUGCCAAGUGUCAGUCUGAAAAUAUAUCGUUCAAUGCUGGAUUUACGAGUGUAAUUAACACAGCUCUGGUUGAGGUAGUAAGGGAGGCCGGCUUGACACGAGACGCCUACAAUAUUAGGAGUCGUGUUCCCAUUGAUACGCGUCGUUACAUGAAAGGUUACUCCAAGACCUUCCCUAUGGGUUUCCAUGGUACUCCAAUGUAUCAAACCAUUUCAACACCUUACAAUGUUAAAGAUAAUUUCUGGAUGUAUGCAAAGCAGUAUGAUGUUCAGUUUCAUAAUAACUUGAAGAACAAAUUAUUUAUUGAAGAUAUGAUCAUUGAUAGAAUGCUUCGGCCAGCUGAUUUUUCUCCUGAGAAAUUCUUUGCAAAUCCACAACCUAUUACAAAUGACUACUUUUUUGUAAAUAUGUUUACACCUCUUUUAAGAUCAUACGGAGUAGGUAAACAUAUUGUGCUAACAGAUAUUAGAAAUAUUGCAAAUAUUCAGGGUAUUGACGUUCCGUUCUUGUGCAUAUUAAUGAAAAUACGUGAUGCGGUCCAAUUUGAUCUCCACUACUCAUCACGGGGAAUAACAAAAAGUACAGCACAAAAUAUUAUUGACAAAACUGUUUCAAUCUUCAGUGAAAUUUGUAAAAAUAUAUAAUGUUUAGAUGUCAGAUCAAGGAAUACCUUUAUUUGCAAGAAAUCAUAGAUGUCAAGAGUGGGUUUCUUUGCUGCUCAAAUAGAAAAAUUACAUUACAAUAUUUACUGUAACAUUUUGAUAUAUAUAUACGUAGUAUAUAUUGUUAUUUGCGGCGAGGCAGUGACCGACAGGUAAGGACGACAUGGCCUUCUCUGCCAAAGGACAGGAGGAUGGCAUGCAAGACACGGCGAGGUUAACG
Molecule: messenger RNA, 1940 nt
Organism: Procambarus clarkii (red swamp crayfish)
Lineage: Eukaryota; Metazoa; Arthropoda; Malacostraca; Decapoda; Cambaridae
Source: RefSeq, a predicted model, not a curated record